AUGAAGCCUGCAGCAAAAAAGGCCCCGGCCCCUGAAAGUUCCUCUGAUGACGACGACGACGACGAGCCCGUGAGGAAGGCCGUGGGAAAGCGGGCCCCGGAAGCUGAUAGCAGUGAUGUAGAGGAGCCGGGAAGAAAGAGCCUACGGGUUGAAAGCACACCAGCGGUGGGAGGGCCCAACGGAAGUGGGACAAAAGAAACCCGUGAUGGCGGAAAAAACAAUUGUAAAAAUAACGGCACUCUAAAACGUUUUGAGCGCAUUGAUCCGACGAAAGUUUUUUUUCACAGUGAAGAGGUGAAGGACAACCGUCCGGGGGCAGAGCACAUGAUUCUGCGCCAGAAUCAGGAGAUGAUGCGGGUUAAGGGAAAGAACUUUAACAAGCUGAAACAGAAAAAUAAAGCAAAAUUUUACGCGGCUGGUGUUGACACCAGCGUACGGGCGUUUCAAUUUGAUGAGAGCGACUAA
Molecule: messenger RNA, 465 nt
Organism: Trypanosoma grayi
Lineage: Eukaryota; Euglenozoa; Kinetoplastea; Trypanosomatida; Trypanosomatidae
Exons: 1
Coding region: 1-465 (154 amino acids)
Source: RefSeq, a predicted model, not a curated record